UAGAUUCAUUAUAAUAAAAAUGCGUAACUUUGCAGUGGCCAUGUUUUCAGCAUUUUUAGCGUUCACUUUCAGCUGUGUUGUUUAUCUUUCUGUUAAUUAUUACUUUGAAUUAAUACCUACUGCUGAUGAGGUUCAUCACAACUUCUGCCCAUUACCAGAUCCAAACUACGUACCCGUUGUGGGAAUUCUGACCCAGGACAACAUCUACGAGCCCAAAGGACAACAGAGUGGUCGUUACGUGUUAUGGGCCACGUAUGUGAAAUGGAUGGAACAAGCUGGUUUGAGAGUUGUACCUGUGUUGAUGGACCAGUCAGAUGACUAUUACAGAGAGGUUUACAAGAGGGUUAAUGGGCUGCUAAUACCAGGGGGCAACGUCAGUAUUGGAGUUGGCGACAGUUUCUAUGACACUGCAAACUUAUUUGUCAAAUGGUCGCAGAAGGAUUUCCAUGAAACAGGAAAAAUGUUCCCAAUCUUCGGAAUUUGUCUCGGAUUUCAAGCACUUCUUCGUAUUUUCAACCACGGAAUAGACCCUCUUACAACGACUAACGGAACCCAAGACGUGUCGAUGAUUUUAAAUUUCACUAAAACGGCAAAAUCAUCUGCAUUAUUUUCAGAAAUGCCAAUUUGGAUGUAUGAACAUCUUCAAAACAAAAACAGUACAGCUAAUUUUCACGUAAAUUCCACACUUGUUGGAACCUACGAAGAAUCGAAGCUACUCAAAGAUGCGUUUAAUAUCCUUUCGACAAAUAUGGACAUUAACGGGCAAGAGUUUUUGUCCACGAUAGAGCACAAAAAUAUGCCCAUAUAUGGUAUUCAAUGGCAUGUAGAAGCAAAUCAGUUUCGUCUUCCACCCAGCGAUAAAAUCGAUCAUUCAAUUGAAUCUGUUAAAGUUAUGCAAUUUAUUUCUAAUUUUUUCGCAGAGGAAAUGAAAAAAUCAUGCAACGUUUACGCUUCUGAGGAAUUCAUGAAGAAUCAAAUUUGGAACUACAAACUCACAAAUAAUCAAACACAGAAUCUACAAGAAUUUUAUUUCGAUUAAAAUCUUUAAUUUAGAUAUUUCAAAAUA
This is a messenger RNA of Symsagittifera roscoffensis, 1066 nucleotides long. RefSeq names its product gamma-glutamyl hydrolase-like. The transcript is spliced from 3 exons. The coding region runs from base 20 to 1039 and encodes 339 amino acids. NCBI's taxonomy places the organism in Eukaryota, Metazoa, Xenacoelomorpha, Acoela, Convolutidae. Gene Ontology annotation, cellular component: vacuole. The record is from RefSeq and is a predicted model, not a curated record. Gene Ontology annotation, biological process: tetrahydrofolylpolyglutamate metabolic process. Gene Ontology annotation, molecular function: gamma-glutamyl-peptidase activity.